Messenger RNA from Passer montanus (Eurasian tree sparrow), 4770 nucleotides. RefSeq names its product valyl-tRNA synthetase 2, mitochondrial (gene VARS2). NCBI's taxonomy places the organism in Eukaryota, Metazoa, Chordata, Aves, Passeriformes, Passeridae. The transcript is spliced from 27 exons. The annotation marks the transcript as partial. Gene Ontology annotation, cellular component: cytosol. Gene Ontology annotation, molecular function: ATP binding; aminoacyl-tRNA deacylase activity; valine-tRNA ligase activity. The record is from RefSeq and is a predicted model, not a curated record. Gene Ontology annotation, biological process: valyl-tRNA aminoacylation.
AUACUGCUUUAUAGUGGUUCUUACUGGUCCAUACUGGUUUAUACUGGUUCAUACUGGUUUUUAUGGGUCCGUACUGGUCCGUACUGGUUUAUACUGGUCCCGCAGGCGCCGCAGGGCCUCCCCAAGGGCUGGAGCCCCCAGGCUGAGGUGGAAUAUCGGCACCCGCUGGAGCCCGGCGGCAAAAAGGCCACGGGCGUGCCCCUCCCCCCCCGGUACAGCCCCCGCUACGUCGAGGCCGCCUGGUACCAGUGGUGGGAGAGGGGAGGGGUCUUCAGCCCCCCCCCGCCUGAGCAGGACGCGCUGGUCCGAUGGCGGAGGAUGCAGGGCUGGAGCGUCCUGUGGGUGCCGGGCACCGACCACGCUGGCAUUGCCACCCAGGCCAUCGUGGAGCGCUGGCUGUGGCAGCAGCGCCGCCUGCGCCGGCAGGACCUGGGCCGGGCCGAGUUCCUGCGCGAGGUUUGGCGCUGGAAGGAGCGGCACGGGGACGAGAUCCUGCAGCAGCUGCGGGCGCUCGGGGCCUCGCUGGACUGGAGCCGCUGCGCCUUCACCAUGGACCCCGGCUUCUCCCGCGCUGUCACCGAGGCCUUCGUGCGGCUCUUCAGGGCGGGGCUGAUCCGGCGUGACCAGAGGGUGGUGACGUGGAGCUGCGCCCUGCGCUCGGCGCUGGCCGACAUCGAGGUGGAGCCCCGUGUCCUGACGGGCCCCACGGCGCUGAAUGUCCCCAACUGUCCCCACCCCGUCACCUUCGGCGUCCUCGUCACCUUCGCCUACCCCGUGGAGGGGGACGACGGGCUGGAGGUGCCCGUGGCCACCACCCGUCCCGAGACGCUCUUUGGGGACGUGGCCGUGGCCGUGCACCCGCGGGACCCGCGCUACCAGGUGGGGGCGGGGCCGAGCCUGGAGGGGCGGGGUGUGUCCCCAGGGGCGGUGAAGGUGACCCCCGGGCACAGCCCCCAGGACCUGGCGCUGGCCCGGGCCCACGCGCUGCCGCUGCUCUCGGUCAUCGCCGACGACGGCACCUUGUGUCCCCCGGGCGGGGGGUGGCUGCAGGGUGUCCCCCGGUUCGAGGCCCGUGCCCGGGUGGUGGCAGCGCUGGCGCAGCGGGGGCUGCUCCGGGGGGUGCAGGACCACGCCAUGACCCUGCCCCUCUGCAGCCGCUCGGGGGACGUGGUGGAGUUCCUGCUGAAGCGGCAGUGGUUCCUCAGCUGCGGGGACAUGGCCCGGGGGGCGCUGCAGACAGGCCACUCAGAGGAUAAGGAUGGUGGGCGUGUCCCAUGGGUGGUGGGCGUGGUCUCAGCAGUGGUGGGCGUGUCCCAUGGGUGGUGGGCGUGGUCUCAGCAGUGGUGGGCGUGCCCCAGGAGUUAUGGGGGGGGCCUCAGAUGUGGUGGGCGGGCUUUCAGCUUUUGGGGGCAGGGUCUCUUCUGGGCCUGUCCCAGCUGUUCUGGGCGUGGCUCCAGCUGUGGUGGGCGUGUCCCACCUGUGCUGGGCGUGGUCUCAGCAGUGGGGGGCGUGUCCCAGGUGUUAUGGGUGGGGGCUCAGGUGCAGUGGGUGUGGUCUCACCUGUUUUGGGCGUGUCCCAGCUGUAGUGGGCGUGGUCUCUGCAGUGGUGGGCGUGUCCUAGCUGCGGUGGGCGUGUCCCAGCGGUGGUGGGCGUGGUCUCCGCAGUGGUGGGCGUGUCCCGGCGGUGGUGGGCGUGUCCCCAGUGUCCCCAUUUCCCCUCCCCGCAGGGACUGGUGCCUGUCCCGCCAGCUCUGGUGGGGCCACCAGGUGCCCGCCUACCAGGUGCGGGGUGGCCCCGCCCCCGCGUGUCCCCAGGGGGGUCCCCGAGGUCCCCAGGGGGGUCCCCAGGGGGGUCCCCAGGAGGAGGGGCCGUGGUUCGUGGGGCGCAGCGAGGCCGAGGCGCGGGCGGCGGCCGCGGGGGCCCUGGGCUGCCCCCCCGAGGAGCUGCACCUGCAGCAAGACCCCGACGUGUUGGACACCUGGUUCUCCUCCGCCCUCUUCCCCUUUGCCGCCCUGGGCUGGCCUGAGCAGAGCCCCGAUCUGGCCCGUUUUUACCCCAAUUCCGUGCUGGUGACGGGCAGUGACCUCCUGUUCUUCUGGGUGGCCCGGAUGGCCAUGCUGGGCCAGCAGCUCACGGGACAGCUGCCCUUCGCACAGGUGCUGCUGCACUCCCUGGUGCGGGACCCCCAGGGCCGCAAGAUGAGCAAAUCCCUGGGGAACGUCAUCGACCCCCGCGACGUCAUCGGGGGGGCCACGCUGCAGGAGCUGCAGGAGAAGCUCCAGACCCGGACCCUGGACCCACAGGAGCUGCAGGCAGCCCAGGAGGGGCAGGUGGGAAGGGACCCCAAAAUCACCCCUGAAUUCCACCUGGCCCUGAGCACCCGCAACGCCCACGGCCCCGAAAUCCGUGUGGGCGUGGCCUCGGUGCUGACUCAGCGCCGCUUCUGCAACAAAAUCUGGAACGCGGUGGGCUUCGUGCUGAGGGCCCUGCAGGGGGAGAGGGACCCCCCGAAGCCCCCCGAGGAGGUGGUCCCGCUGGCCCCCCUGGACCGCUGGCUGCUGGCCCACCUGGCCGCGGCCGUGGCCGAGUGUGGCCGCAGGAUGGAGGCGCUGGAGGUGCAGGGCGCCGUGGCCGCCGUGCAGAGCUUCUGGCUGCGCAGCUUCUGCGACGUCUACCUGGAGGUGGCCAAGGGGUCGCUGCGGUGCCCGGAGCUGCGGGCCGGCGCCCUGGCCACGCUGGUGGCCGCGGCCGAGCUGGGGCUGCGCCUCCUGGCCCCCUUCGCCCCCUUCGUGGCCGAGGAGCUCUGGCAGCGCCUGCCCAGGGGGGGGGGGGGGUUCCUGGGUGGUUUUUGGGGUUCCCGGGGGUUUCCUGUGUGGUUUUUGGGGUUCCCGGGGGUUUCCUGUGUGGUUUUUGGGGUUCCCGGGGGUCUCAGCCCCGUGCCCCCCCAGGCGCGCUGGCGCAGCCCCGAGCUGGAGGCGCAGGUGGCGGCCAUGCUGGAGCUGGUCCGGGCCGUGCGGGGGCUGCGCGAGGCCCUGCGGCUCGGGGGGGCCGCGCGACCCCCAGUGCUGGUGCAGGGCCCGGAGCUGGCUCACGAUUGGCUGGAGCAGCUCGGCCCCGCCUUCCGGACGCUCUCGGGGGCGGGGCCUGUGCAGCUCCUCCCCCCGGGGGCGGAGCCGGGGCCGGGCUGGGCGGGGGCUCCCGCGGCUUCCGGAACCUUCGUGCACCUGAGCCUGCAGGGAGCCCCAGAUCGGCCCCGGGAGCCCCGGGGGACGGCGGCGGCACCCGCGGCCACCUCAGGUACCCGUGUGUCAUCUGUCACCUGUGUGUCACCUGAAUGUCAUCUGUGUCAUCUGUGUCACCUGUGUCACCCGUGGCCACCUCAGGGUUUUGGGGACAGCGGUGUCACCACCCCUGGGGACCUUGGGGACACUGGGGACAGUGACGUCACCUGUCUGAGGGACACUGGGGACCUUGGGGACGUUGGGGACAUUGGGGAUGGUGACGUCACUGCCCCGGGGGACAUUCCGGCUUUUGGGGACAGCGACGUCACCGCUCUGAGGGACCUUGGGGACCUUGGGGACAGCGAUGUCAUCACCCCCAGAGGUGCUGGGGACGGGGAUUUUGGGGCCCUGGUGGCCGUGGCGUGCCGGGCCGGCGGCAUCACCAUCACCGUGGUGGCCCCGCCCCCGGAGGAGGAGGAGGCCCCCGAUGAUGACGUCAUCGCCUAUGACGUCACCGCGGCUGGGGAGGGCGGUGACGUCACAGAGGGGAGGGGCAGCCCCUCCCCCCCACCCAGCGGUGACAUCACGGCCGAGGGUGACGUCACUGCUGAUGUCACCGGUGGUGAUGACGUCACUUCCUCUGCCCCGGAGCCAACCCUCGCUGGUGACGUCAUCGCCGGCAGUGACGUCAUCGCCUCCCACCCCGGGGGUGGCAUCGCCGAUGACGUCACCACAUCCAGGAGUGACAUCGCCGGUGAUGUCAUCGCCCCCGGGUGUGACCUCAUCGAUGACAUCGCCGUCAGCCGUGACCUCACCGAUGACGUCACCACCGAGAGCGGCUUCCCGCGGGACCUGGAUGACGUCAUCGAUGACGUCAUCACCCUGCACGACCUCACCGAUGACGUCAUCAUCCCUGAGAGCGACGGCACCGAUGACAUCAUCGAGUGUGGCUUCCCUGAUGACGUCAUCGCCUGGGGUGAGGUCACAGCCCCGCCCAGCAGUGACGUCAUCGAUGGCGCCAUUGGUGUAGAGGCCGGCAUUGAUGACGUCAUCGGCAUCUGCCACGCCCCUCCCCUUCCCGGUGAUGACGUCAUCGAUGACGUCAUCCCUGGCGGGCAUCUCCUCGAUGACAUCACCCACCGAGACGCCCUCACCGAUGACGUCACCGAGAGUGACAAUGACGUCACCUCCCCCGGGCUGGGCCCACUCCCCGCCGAUGACGUCAUCACCGCCGAUGACGUCACUUCCUCCCUGCUGGGUGACGUCACCGGGGACCUCGACGCUGCCUGGGACGACCUCGCUGAUGACGUCACCGCCGAUGACGUCACGGCCGACGAUGACGUCACGCCCUUCCUCCCCUUGGACUGCCCCCCGGGCCCCGAGGACAUCGACGAUGACGUCACCGAUGACGUCACGCCGGGGGCGGAGCAGCCGCUCCUCGGCACCGCCCCCUUCGGCCGCCGCCAUGACGCCGGCGAUGACGUCAGCGAUGACAUCACCGAGGACGCGCCCCGAGGGGGCGGGGGUCGGGGCCACCCCGGGCGGUGA